Molecule: messenger RNA, 1288 nt
Organism: Dipodomys ordii (Ord's kangaroo rat)
Lineage: Eukaryota; Metazoa; Chordata; Mammalia; Rodentia; Heteromyidae
Gene: Tymp
Product: thymidine phosphorylase
Exons: 8
Coding region: 293-1288 (331 amino acids)
Biological process (GO): pyrimidine nucleobase metabolic process
Cellular component (GO): cytosol
Molecular function (GO): 1,4-alpha-oligoglucan phosphorylase activity
Source: RefSeq, a predicted model, not a curated record
CACCGCCCCGGGGGCGUCGGCGGUACGUGCGUGCGCGUCCUGGGCACGCGGGCCCCGCAGGUCCGCAAACGUCAGUCCGCGCGGGGACCGACCGGGCGGAGGAGCUCCGGUGGCCCUGUGCUCGCACGGUCUGUCUAGGGCUGGCGACACCCACGGGACCCGGCAGGGCUCCCCCGGCAGGGCUCCCCCGGCCGGCCCGCGCUGCGCGGCUCGUCUCCACCCCGUAGCCCGGGGACAGCCGGACCAGAAUCCACGGCCGAAGGCGGCAGGGCUGAAGCCAACAGGCGCAGCCAUGACGUCUCCACCUGCCAUCCCCGUGGUGCCUGGUAACCUCUCGGGGGCGAGGGGCCUGCGGCCUCCGGAGCCCCUGCCACCGUCCAGGCAGCUGCCGGAGCUGAUCCGCAAGAAGCGGGACGGAGGCCACCUGAGUGAGGCGGACAUCAGGGGCUUUGUGCGCGCGGUGGUGGACGGGAGCGCGCAGGGCGCGCAGAUUGGGGCCAUGCUGAUGGCCAUCCGGCUGCGAGGCAUGGAUCCGGAGGAGACCGCUCUGCUGACCCAGGCUCUAGCCAGGUCUGGCCAGAAGCUGGAGUGGCCAGAGGCCUGGCACCCACAUCUUGUGGACAAACAUUCCACAGGAGGCGUGGGCGACAAGGUCAGCCUAGUCCUGGCUCCGGCCCUGGCUGCUUGUGGCUGCAAGGUGCCAAUGAUCAGCGGACGUGGUCUAGGGCACACAGGGGGAACUUUGGAUAAACUGGAGUCUAUUCCUGGGUUCAAUGUCGUCCAGAGCCCAGAGCAGAUGAAGCUGCUGCUGGAGCAAGUAGGCUGUUGCAUUGUGGGUCAGAGUGAGAAGCUGGUUCCGGCCGAUGGAGUCCUCUAUGCUGCUCGAGACGUGACAGCCACUGUGGACAGCCUUCCACUCGUCACAGCCUCCAUCCUCAGCAAGAAGGUCGUGGAGGGGCUGUCUGCUCUGAUUGUGGAUGUUAAGUUUGGUGAGGCUGCACUCUUCCCAGAUCAAGAGCAGGCCAGGGAGCUGGCAAGGACGCUGGUUGGCGUCGGAGCGGCACUGGGGCUCCGGGUGGCCGCCGCCCUGACCGCCAUGGACAGCCCCCUGGGCAGGAGCGUCGGCCACUCCUUGGAGGUGGAGGAAGCGCUGCUUUGCUUGGACGGUGCGGGGCCGCCGGAUCUGCGGGAGCUGGUCACCGGGCUCGGUGAGGGGGGUCGGGCUGGGCGCGACAGGGUGCGGGCCCGCGCCAGUCCGGCACCGCCUUCGCCGCGGGACCUCCGUUGA